Molecule: messenger RNA, 2493 nt
Organism: Ruditapes philippinarum (Manila clam)
Lineage: Eukaryota; Metazoa; Mollusca; Bivalvia; Venerida; Veneridae
Product: LHFPL tetraspan subfamily member 6 protein-like
Exons: 3
Coding region: 184-813 (209 amino acids)
Cellular component (GO): membrane
Source: RefSeq, a predicted model, not a curated record
AAAGCAACGACGGAUAAUAAUUAGAGUAAACGUUUCUAUAGAAGUAUAUAGCAAUAUAAAAUGAAAUAAUGGCGUUUAAAGUAACUUUAAAAGGUAAAAAACUGUAUGUUUCAGAUGUAGAUUAAGAUUAGCAAUUGUUUAGUGUAAAAUUUGAAAUAUACUUUAAGAUAAAUAAUUUAAAAAAUGUCUGGAUUAUCAGGAAUCGGAAUGCUUUGGGCAUUUUCGUCUUUUAUGUCCUCGGCGUUAAUAUGUGUGGGAUACUUUUUGCCAUACUGGAUAUCUGGACAAAUGUAUUUUCAAUUCAGUGGAAAAUCGGAACAAACUGUUCCCGUCCAUUUUGGUAUUUUCCGACGCUGUAAUUAUCCAGCAAUAAAUAAAGACGGAGAGCUGACUAUGAUACUUGAAUGUGGGAAAUAUACCACUUUCUCGGACAUUCCGAGUACAUCAUGGAAAAUAGCUACUCUUGUAAUUGGGUUUGCGUGUGGUAUAUGUCUUCUUGUGUCAUUAACGGCAAUGUGUGGCCUUUGUAUUAAUGGUGUUAUAGUUCCGACGGUAGCGCGGUCGGCGGGAAUUCUUCAGAUAUGUUCAGGUCUACUCAUGGCUGCAGGAGUUGGUAUAUAUCCAAAUGGUUGGAAAAGCCCCGAAGUUCAACAAGCGUGUGGAAACACUUCAAAAUCGUACAGUCUUGGUGAUUGCUCUUUGUCUUGGUGUUUCUAUAUGACCUCUGUUGGAAUAGGAGUUACUUUAGUUUGUUCAGUUCUUGCUUUUCACGCGCCAAAACGUAAACACAUCAUUACCGGAUCAGCGCUAUAGACAUGCGUGUUUGAGAAAGAGAAACGAAGUGAUCUCAGUUUGAUAUUCUUAUAUGUUUUUUCACAUAGGAGAUGGCGAAGCAAGGUUAUGAAAUGACUGAUUUUGGAGGUGGAAAAAAGUGUUUCAUGACAUAUAGACAUGUGUAUCACAAAAUAAGUCAAUUUUAUGGACUGUUAAAAUUGAUGAAAAUAGACGCCAUAUAUUAUAGAUCUUAACAAGAUCUUUACAGAUCCUAUCAGAUUCCUACAUUAUGGGAUAUAGAUUUGAAUGGUGUUUGCACAGGAGCAUCAGACAUAUAAAAAGUUAUCCAAACCACACAAUUUGAAUUCACUAGUUUUAUGUAUAUGCUGACAUGAACCAAUAUAUCUUUGAUCAACGCAAUUGCCUUAAAUAAUGUUUAGAUUUAAGCUAGAUAUAUAGAUGCAAUUAUAACAUUUCUGGAAAUGUUUGAUCGAUUUUUUUACAACUUUUAGCUUCAAUGCCUGGUAUAAAACAUACUAUGUAUGGUAUAUCACCUGGGCAUAUCUCUGAGUCUUAAUACGAACACAUGGUAGUGCCUGCCGCCUUCCGUAUAUAUCUGUUUUUUUUAUUUAAAGAUGUGAUCAUCCUACCUUCAAUGCAAUGGGAGUCUGAAGCCCCCUAGAAAUCCACAAUCGUGUGGAAAGUCAACAAUGAAGGCUGUUUGAAUAGUUUUGAAUCAUAAGCACAUAGAAAACUUAAACCUUUGUACAAUGAAAGUUGUACGUUUGAGCCAAAUAUCAUUGUACAUUUUAAGAAACGAGCAGUCAAAAUAUCCAACCUUUUUCAUGAAAUCGCAAUGUUGUAUUAAGAGACUCUUGAUUAGACGCUAUCAAACAAAAUCUUUUGGUUCCUUUUUACAUACCAAAUGUAGUUCUGAUUUACACAUAAAUUUCAGACGAUGUUCUUAUAUUAUAACGUAUAUGGUAACAUAUUGUCUAGAAAACUCGCAUUUGAAAAUAAAACAUGAAUUGUCUUAUCCCCCCAUCAAUCAUCAGCAGCAGUUUGUUUCUAUAUCGUCCAUUUUUGUCUAUUUCUAGAAUGCCUGUAUUUCAUCAAUUAGCAUUAACUUUUUUCUACAUCGUCCAUUUAUCUGAAAUCAAUACAGAGAGUAUGUUAAAAGUAUUGUUGUUGUUAGCAAUUAACAAACUGUAUUUUACGCUACCAUUGACUAUAUCACUAUCAGUGAAAGGAAUUUAUUAUGUAGAGAUACAGUGCCUGAAAUGUUAAUAAUUACCAAUGUGUACACUCUUUAUUACUAAAAUGUGAUAUGUGAUAAGGUCCAACCGAUUGUAGAAUAAGUGCUAUUAAGAAGGUUGAAAUUAAAUAUAUUUAUACCAUAAGAUCAAUUUUUUAUUGAAUAUGAAAACUAAUAAAUGUUUUUCAUUUCUAUAUGUGAUAUUUAUUUCAGGUAAAAUUGUGUGUUAAACAUAUUCAUUAUUGUAAGUUCACAUAAAAUAGAAAUAAACUUUUAUAUUACUUAUUGCCUGGAAAUACAUUUUAGGAACCUAAAAAAAACAUUAUUCUAAAAGCAACGAUCAUGGUUAUGAAUUACACAAUAUAAAUGAUACUUAGAAUGGGGAAAACGCUUCGAUAUAUAAGGUGUAGUGACGAAUAUGUUGCCUGUCAGGAAUUGGAGUCCAGGAUAAAGUGACAAUAAUU